Macrosiphum euphorbiae (potato aphid) is the source of this 669-nucleotide messenger RNA. NCBI's taxonomy places the organism in Eukaryota, Metazoa, Arthropoda, Insecta, Hemiptera, Aphididae. The record is from the annotation of a GenBank genome assembly.
AUGUAUCAAACAAGCAAUGGAUCUAAAGCACCCAAAAAAUUGAUGCAAGAUAUAAGUACACGGUGGAACUCUACUUACUAUAUGUUAGAACGUUUUGUUGAGUUGGAAGAUGCUAUUAGAGGUACUCUAGGAUUAUUAGAUAACCCUCCUCAAACACUCUCAGCAGAUGAAUGGAAAAUUACCAAAGAGCUUAUUCAAGUGCUACGUCCUUUUGAGGAAGCUACAAAGGCGGUAAGUGGUAGUAAGUAUAUGACCGCAUCUAUAAUUUUAGUAAUUUCUCAAGGUCUCAAAAAUGUUUGUGAGCAUAUGGCUAGGAAAAACUUUACUGUAGAGGUUAUAAAUGUUCUACAGCAGUUACUAAGUGGCAUGAAUCAUAGAGAUAGAUGGGGAGUAAUAGAAAAUAAAGACUCCAAUUCCAUACCUGAACCAGUUGAUAGAGAUGAAAAUGUUGUGUCUAUCUGGAAAACAAUAGAUACAAAAGUGGCACAACUUCAACCUACGGGUAUAGUUACAUCUAGAGCGAUAAUUGAGGUGCAGCGAUAUUUAGAGGACUCAAUUAUCAAUAGAAAUUGUGAUCCUCUUAAGUGGUGGCUACUGAUGAGUGAUCGUCGCUGUAACUUGAGCAGCAAAAAAGCAGAAAUGUUACUUUUCUUGAACCAAAAUACAUAA